AAUGCACAGCUAGAAGGAGCUUGGGUGUAGGAAGGAAAGUUUUCUGUGCUAAGAAGAAGGUCCCAUCUCAAGCAUCAGCUUCUCUCUUCCUACAAAGAAUGCACUGAUCCUGCCAGCAACUGACCCUAUAGAAAUUAUUAGCUUUGUUACUAUCCUUAAGAGUGGCCAUGGCCCAGCUACGAAUGCUGUGUUUGCUGCUCUCCAUUGCCUUCGGCUCUAUAUCAGCACAGAAUGAUGAAAUAAAGACGUGUGAAGACAAGGCCAAAUGUCCCAUCAAUGUGUACUUCAUCAUUGACACAUCUGAGAGUAUAAUCCUUCAGACCGCUCCCAUCCAGAGCUUGUUGGAUCACAUGAAGAGAUUUAUUCCUGCUUUCCUGGCAAAGCUAGAGAAUGAGGCCUACCUAGAUCAGGUCUAUAUGAACUGGCAAUAUGGAGGUCUACAUUACUCAGAUGAAGUCCAGAUCUUCAGCCAGCUCACCACUGACAAGAAUGAAUACAUUUCGAAACUACGAGGAGUCCAGUACAUUGGCCGAGGCACCUUUACAGACUGCGCCAUCUCUAACAUGACCGCUCAGAUAAAGGCGCAGAUGCAGAACCAGGUUGGGCAAGGAGGACGUGAACCUGUGAAUUUCGCUGUGGUGAUCACUGAUGGCCAUGUAACUGGUAAUCCAUGUGGAGGAGUGAAGACACAGGCAGACAGAGCACAGCUCGCCGGUAUCAAGCUUUUCUCAGUAGCUGCCAGUCGCGAUGUUUAUGAAUCUGGCCUUCGUGAGAUUGCUAACAUGCCACAUGAGCUCUUCAGGAAUGCUUACUCAGUGACCAGACCUGAUGACCAAACCGAGAUUGAUCAGAGAACCAUCGAUAAAAUCAUUCAAGUUAUGAAACACGAGGCUUAUGGAGAGUGCUACAGAUUGAGCUGCCUGGCGAUUUCGGGACCUCCUGGUCUGCAUGGUCAGAGAGGACAGAAGGGUGCCAAAGGUAAUGCUGGUGAACCUGGAGAUCUUGGUCUGAAAGGACGGCAGGGAGAUCCUGGAAUUGAGGGACCAAUUGGAUAUCCUGGACCCAAGGGUGUUCCUGGUGCUAAAGGAGAAAAGGGAGAUUUUGGUGCAGAUGGAAGGAAGGGCAUACCCGGGAUUUAUGGAAGAAAUGGUACAGAUGGGCAGAAGGGCAAGACAGGUCGGAUUGGUGCUCCUGGAUGUAAAGGAGAUCCUGGAGAUAAGGGUCCUGAAGGCUAUCCAGGAGAUGCAGGAGACAGAGGAGAAGAUGGAGACCGUGGAAUUAAAGGUGACCCCGGCCGGCCUGGAAGUAGUGGAUUACCUGGGUCUUUUGGAGAGAAAGGAAAUAAGGGUCCUGCAGGAAAUCUUGGCGCUCCUGGAUCCCCAGGUGUGAAAGGGAAUAAAGGUGGACCUGGAAUUCAAGGACCAAAAGGGGAGCCAGGUCGUAGAGGAGAUUCUGGCACCAAAGGAAGUGCAGGAACUGACGGUCCCAAAGGAGAGAAGGGUGAUCCUGGACCAGAGGGUCCACGAGGACUCGGUGGAGAAGCUGGUGUGAAAGGAGCAAAGGGUGAUCGUGGAGCUCCAGGCCCAAGAGGAGUUCAAGGACCUGCUGGUGUACCUGGCAGAAAUGGGUCACGAGGAGACCCAGGUGACAUGGGAGAAAGAGGGAACCCAGGGCCAGCAGGACCUAAGGGAGACAGAGGAAGACCUGGUAUUAGUUAUCCAGGACCACGAGGUCCUUCAGGAGAUAAAGGAGAAAAGGGAUUCCCAGGACCACAGGGAGGACGUGGAGACUUUGGUCUCAAAGGAGCAGCAGGACCAAAGGGAGAGAAUGGAGAGUCUGGUGACCCUGGACCUGUAGGAGAACCAGGCCCCCGUGGACCAACUGGAGGUUCUGGACUUCAGGGUGACUUAGGACCUUCUGGAGACCCUGCUUUGACAGAAUGCGAUGUCAUGACCUACGUUCGAGAGACAUGUGGAUGCUGUGACUGUGAGAAACGUUGUGGUGCUCUGGAUAUUGUGUUCAUUAUUGACAGCUCCGAAAGUAUUGGAUACACAAACUUUACUCUGGAGAAGAACUUUGUCAUCAAUGUUGUGAGUAAACUGGGAUCUAUCGCUAAAGAUCCAAAGGCUGAUAUUGGUAAGUUGUAUUUCUUCAUGGAUUGAACUACAUAGCAUUCA
Messenger RNA from Bufo gargarizans (Asiatic toad), 2177 nucleotides. It is a transcript of the gene COL6A2, whose product is annotated as collagen type VI alpha 2 chain. Bases 168 to 2162 code for a protein of 664 amino acids. The record is from RefSeq and is a predicted model, not a curated record. NCBI's taxonomy places the organism in Eukaryota, Metazoa, Chordata, Amphibia, Anura, Bufonidae. The transcript has 25 exons.